Molecule: messenger RNA, 1299 nt
Organism: Pyricularia oryzae 70-15
Lineage: Eukaryota; Fungi; Ascomycota; Sordariomycetes; Magnaporthales; Pyriculariaceae
Exons: 4
Coding region: 1-1299 (432 amino acids)
Molecular function (GO): zinc ion binding
Source: RefSeq, a predicted model, not a curated record
AUGGGCAUUGAGGACUUGUUUGAGUUCAGCAAGCGGGAGUACGCCCAGCACGUUGCCCUCAAAACAGAUGCAGAACUUAAACAACAUGAGAUAAGAAAGACCCAGCAGCUCUUCUCCACCACGUACACGAUCUCGGCCGGCAUCGCCGCCACAGCCCUGACUUGUGGGGCGUCUCUGGGUGCGGCCGCCCUCGGUUGGCGCAAAUAUUACAUCGCGCAGGCAAAGCUCAAGAUGAUUGAGGAUGAGCUCACGAAGCGCAAUAUAAAGCUGCACCAACUGCGCAGACGGGAUGUGAUCACAUCCCUCGCAGCCCACUUGGUCGGGGCCGGGGUCGGCUUCGGGGUCCACGAUGUGCUCCUCUCGGCCACCACCACAUUGCCCCUCCACGGCCAGCUUCCGCAGGACGCCUACGAGCAGCUGACCCAGUACGCCACGGCAGACCCAGGUUAUGCGGUGCACGCCACCGUCGACGGCGCUCUUCACGGGAUGCGCGAGCAGCUCAGGGAGGUAAGCUUUAUCGGCUCGGCUGCUGCGGAGGGGGUGGUGCCUGGGUCUGAACAAGGCGUAGCGGUCUUGCAGCAAAACGUGGUUUGGGUGGGCGGACACUCGCUGCCCGAGACCAUGGGGUUCUACCAAGGUAUGGCGCUUGCCGCGUCGGGCGAGGAAGCGUUAAUAAAGCUUGCGUCCAGCCAAAUGGCGUGGAUGCUGGUCGAGGGUAUCUUGGCAUUAUCCAAGGCGGUCGACAGGGGCCAGUGCCUUCGUGCCCUGGGGAGCGAUGUGUGCUGCGAUGCUUGCGGGAGCGUUAUCGAGUCGGGCAAAUAUUGGCACUGCUGUGGGUGUGGUGAUAACCACGACACCUGCAUCAAGUGCUACAACGAGGGAAGUCGCUGCGGUGAUCCAACCCACCAGAUGAGAAAGUUACAGAGGACAAUCCCAGCCGAAGCGGGAAAUCUGGUCUAUUAUCAAUGGGCAGUCACCAAAAGUUCGUCGACCAUGGCACGCCGAGCCUUGAGACAGCGCUAUCCGCUAUUCGGUUGCAACAGAUGCGGAACCGUCAUCUUCCAGGGGCUGAACUACCAUGCCGUGCUGACAUCACAAAGGACGCGGAAUUUUGGCAUUGCUGCGCUUGCGACCAAGACGACUUUGAUCUUUGUCUCUCUUGCUACCGGACGGGCCAAGGGUGCAACAACCGAGCGCACACCUUGUCGUCCACUCGUAAGACUAAAUCUUGAAAUAGUGGCUGGUAGGCGGUGUCUGGCCAGCUCGGUGCCAUGGGACAGUUUUAGUAGGGAUCAGUAG